AAUAUUGGACCGAACAGAAGAGAGGACACAGCGCCGCGCCGCCUCAACAACUGAAACAAACACUAUCCCUAAUCCCUUUCUUCCUCUCUGCACGCUCUUGCCUCCUCCGAUCUCAGUACUAGCCCAUGCGAUUGUAACCGCUGUUGCACUUGCUUCUUCACCUUCUUCACACUAUUCUCUCACUCACUCUUCUUCGUUUCGGUUCUUCAGAUCUCUUCUCCGAUUCCAGGAGAAAGCGUCUCACACUUUGAGAGACCGACCAAAAUACUGAAAAUAGAGACUCAACAAAUUGCUUCGCCUUUGGCUCUAACGUGACUAGCAAAUCAUGUUUCCUCAUUCUCGCCGAGAGUGCGUUCUCUCUCUCUGUUCAGACUUCGGAGUACGCUUCCUCUCUCACAGCUGGUUUCAUUAUGCCAUACCACUGAAGAACGAAGUUUAUCUCUCUCUUGUGACUUGUGAGCAAUUCAAAUUGCGGAGAACAGAACCUACGCACUGCAUUGGAAGAUACAAGAAUAUCAUCAGUUUCUCCUAUUCAUUAACUCCAGUUACUCACUGAAGAUAACAUUGGAAGCAUUGGGCAAUAAAAAUGAGCAAUUCCUCUGCUGGAACCUCAUCAAAACCAAGAGCAGCUUCCUCACAACCAUCAGAAACUUCGUCUAAGCGCAAAAGAGGAGUUUUCCAAAAAGAAUUGCAGCACAUGAUGUAUGGCUUUGGAGAUGAUCCUAAUCCACUUCCUGAAAGUGUGGCUCUUAUGGAGGACAUUGUUGUGGAGUAUGUCACAGAACUGGUACAUAAAGCCCAAGAUAUUGGAUCUCAGAGGGGGAAGCUAUCAGUUGAGGAUUUCCUCUAUUUGAUUCGCAAGGAUUCGCCAAAACUUAACCGCUGUACAGAACUACUUUCUAUGAAUGAAGAGCUGAAACAAGCAAGAAAGGUUUUUGAAUCAGACGAAGAGAAACUGAGGAAGGUUUUUGAGGUGGAUGACUCAGUUGAAGGAUGAAUAAUGAAGUUACUGAAAUGCACUAAUGACUCAGCUAACCUGUUCUUUGUUGGUUAUGAUGUGUUUCGCUUUUUUGAGGAUGCUCUAGAAAAUUUGUUUUAUCUUCGUACUCAAAUAUAAUGUGUACAUAAUCUUAAAAUCAACUUGUGCCUUAUACGCA
Messenger RNA from Glycine soja, 1157 nucleotides. Its product is annotated as transcription initiation factor TFIID subunit 13-like. The record is from RefSeq and is a predicted model, not a curated record. The coding region runs from base 587 to 997 and encodes 136 amino acids. Gene Ontology annotation, molecular function: protein heterodimerization activity. The transcript has 11 exons. Gene Ontology annotation, biological process: transcription by RNA polymerase II. NCBI's taxonomy places the organism in Eukaryota, Viridiplantae, Streptophyta, Magnoliopsida, Fabales, Fabaceae.